AUGAUGAUGGUGAUAGAAUUCGAGAUUUGGGUUGCGUUGAGGAUGAGACUGAAACUAGACAUGGUUCCGACUCAGGCGAGAAGAGUUUCUCCAUACUUCCAGGGAUCCACUGUUUCACAACGGUCCAGAGAGGGCUGCGAUUCUGAUAGUGUUGCUUCUCAAAGUGGAAGAAGUUACAGGAAAGAAAGCAGAAAACUUCAAGCUAAGGUCCCAAGAGUUUCACCAUACUUUCAGGGAUCAACUGCUUCAGAACAGCCUGACCCGCCAAGGAAUUUGCGUCAGUAUUUUAAGGUCGUGAAAGUAUCAAGAUAUUUCCAUCAAGUAAAUGAAACACAAAAGGAGAGAUCAUCAGGAAGGGUGAGGAAAACUCCUCUUGUGAGCCCUUCACUCUCCCAAUGUCAGAAGACCAAUGAGGCAUAUCUGCGGAAAACGCCGGAUAACACAUGGGUGCCUCCACGAUCUCCAUGCAAUCUGCUUCAAGAAGACCAUUGGCAUGAUCCAUGGCGGGUGCUGGUCAUAUGUAUGCUUCUCAACAAAACAUCUGGUGCACAGACGCGGCGAGUGAUAUCAGACUUGUUUGCACUGUGUCCUAAUGCAAAGACUGCAACAGAAGUUGAAGAAAAGGAGAUAGAGAUUCUGAUAAAACCUCUUGGAUUACAGAAGAAGAGAGCCAAAAUGAUGCAACUGUUUUCCUUUGAGUAUCUUCAAGAGAGCUGGACUCAUGUCACUCAACUGUAUGGCGUUGGAAAGUAUGCAGCGGAUGCGUAUGGGAUAUUCUGUAAUGGAAAGUGGGAUUGUGUGAGACCUGAUGAUCAUAUGCUAAACUAUUACUGGGAGUUCCUCAGGAUUCGCUGGGGCAUGAAAAUUGAGGGUCAAAUGGCUAUGCGGCUUUCUCAAAUAUAA
Thlaspi arvense is the source of this 903-nucleotide messenger RNA. Lineage: Eukaryota; Viridiplantae; Streptophyta; Magnoliopsida; Brassicales; Brassicaceae. The record is from the annotation of a GenBank genome assembly.